AUGCUUUUCUUUCUGAUCUACGGCCAGCGAGUGGGUCUCUUGGAGAGCAACACGACAUUGGUUUCUCUAUUGAGAAAUGGUUCCUUUCUCAGGGAGAUGGACAGGUCGGGAUGGACAGGCCGUGCUGACUGGAGCCUAAAGCUGGCGAUGCCUGAAACAGCCUUGAGGGAUGAACCUUUUGCAUCACUUCGUCAAUUUGCUCGGUGCUUGUUCCGCGCAGGUGCUCCCGAUUCCCCGUCGGGAGGCCGAGAGGACGCGAUUCCGCGCGAUGGGAUCGGAUGGGUCCGUGCCGAUGGUCGGCAGCGUUGGUUGUUCAACGCUGCGUGCCGUUUCGGCGGCAAGCGUCAAAGGUGCGGUUUGAGCAACGGAUCGACAGAAAGUAGUGGCAAGACACGAAAUGCUCAUGUUCACUUUUGUCUCUCAUCGUGGCCAAGACACGAGAUUCCGUUUGUGGCUGGGCUACAAUUUGUAGAUUUUCCGCCUCACAUGGUCAGAGUUAAAUUUCCUCCACUUUUUUGUGUUCUAUUUUGUCGGGCGUUGACAUGCGGCCGAUAG
This is a messenger RNA of Durusdinium trenchii, 555 nucleotides long. The record is from the annotation of a GenBank genome assembly. NCBI's taxonomy places the organism in Eukaryota, Dinophyceae, Suessiales, Symbiodiniaceae.